This is a messenger RNA of Dreissena polymorpha, 1616 nucleotides long. RefSeq names its product cholecystokinin receptor-like. Gene Ontology annotation, molecular function: G protein-coupled receptor activity. The record is from RefSeq and is a predicted model, not a curated record. Gene Ontology annotation, cellular component: plasma membrane. NCBI's taxonomy places the organism in Eukaryota, Metazoa, Mollusca, Bivalvia, Myida, Dreissenidae. The transcript is spliced from 2 exons. Gene Ontology annotation, biological process: G protein-coupled receptor signaling pathway. The coding region runs from base 96 to 1343 and encodes 415 amino acids.
AGCGACCAGGUCGCCUGUUAUCAAAUCUGCACGUACUCUUAAAACAGAAAACUGGAUUAAUGACGAUAAGAUAACAACAGGAAGAACUUAACAAAAUGGUCCAAGGUGUUCAUCUUCACGCGCAGACGGAGCUGAAAUACGCGAUGGCUGCUCACAACAGCUCCCUGCCUAGCAACGAGACGAUUACGCCAGAUCAUGUUGCUUUAGUGCAAGAAUUGAAUGACAAGAUGGCGCGCCUGAUGGUUCCCGCUACGGUUUACAUUUCCAUUUUGAUGAUUCUCGGCCUAGUAGGAAAUCCAAUGGUGUUUUAUUACUAUGGCUUCAAGACGAAGCGCACAACCAAUACGUUCUUCCUCGUAAUUUUGGCAUUCUAUGACUUCAUUGUUUGUGUAGUGUCGAUGCCAACUGAAAUCGCCGACAUCGAGCUGUCUUACACGUUUGAAAAUAAUGUCGCCUGCAAAGUACUGCGGUUUUUGACCUACUUUGCAGAAUUUGGGUCAAUGUUGACUCUUGUUGCUAUAGCAUUGGACCGGUUUAAAAAGAUAUGUCGUGUGACUAAUCCUCAGAUUGAGAUACGAACUGCACAAUUUAUUAGCAUAGGAAUUCUUGGAAUAGCUAUUCUAUUGUCGUGGCCGGCUCUUGUACUUUAUGGAUCGAUACAAGUAUCAAUACCAAACACAUAUGGCAUUGAACUCAUGGGGGCGGAUUGUACCUCUACCAAAGACGUCGCUUACAAAAAAUAUGUCUGGGCCUUUAAUGGAGUCCACUUUCUUUUGUUUGUCGUGUUAUCAGUUGUUUUGAUUGUGCUGUACAGCAUUAUCGGGCAUACGAUCUUCAGCCUCAAGAAAAAAUUAAGGAUGUACAAACCGAGCAAAAACAGAACGCCGUCGUCAGCCGAGGUUAAAACUUCAUUAUCUGACCUCAGUCAACAGGCGGACGACAAAAUGAAAGGAAAUGAGAAAGGCGUAACCAAACCACAAACCGCAACAAACACGAGCAAAUCUCUUUUCGCCAGCGGUAAUCGACAUUCCACAGUAUCUCAGACAUCGUCGAAUGCAUAUAAAAAGUCAGUUAUAGACAACGUGGCAGUGAAAAUCACUCUCGUCAUGGUUGUAGUUUCCACAGUGUUCAUCGUCAGUUUUUUGCCGUACCUCUCACUAACCGUUUGGCGCGUUCUCAAAGGCAAGCACGAGGCGGAGUUUCUAUCCGAUGCCGGUCUCGUUUGGUUCAAAAUUGGGACAAGGUCAUUUCUUCUAAACAGCAGUCUCAACCCGUGGAUUUACGGACUUGCUAACAGCAAUUUUAGAAAGACUUUCUUUGGAAUGCUUUUCAAGAUUUGGUAAACAUUUUUGAAAGCAAAAUUAGCUACUUGGUUUCGUUUGUAAUCGUUAAUUUCCUUGGAUGGCGAUGACCUGAUUUAUAUGCGGUACAAGUGUGACUUAGUGUCUAUAUUAGUUUUACGCACAUUCUUGCGUUUUUUAAGUAUGUUUUGCUUGCACGGUCACCUUAAGCGCAGUUUUAAUUCAACACGUAUAUUUUGUUUUAAUAAUGACUCGAUUAUUUUGUUACGGAUAUUGUCGAAAUUUGAAUAUUAACAAAUAAAUAAUUUCUUAAUA